GAGGGCAUCAUCUCAGCAUGUCCUGCAUGUAAAGCGAACUUCUUCAACCUGUUCUGCACGUUCACUUGCUCCCCCAACCAAUCACUCUUCAUCAAUGUCACCGACACCAAACCAAAGGGCGACAAAUUCGUGGUCACAGAGUUGAACCAUUUUGUAUCGAACGAUUACGGGUCGGAAUUCUACAACAGCUGCAAAGAUGUCAAGUUCGGAGCCACGAACGGCAACGCUAUGGAUUUCAUUGGAGGAGGCGCAAAGAACUAUACGCAAUUCCUCAAGUUCCUCGGCGACAAAAAGUUCCUCGGAAGCCCCUUCCAAAUGAAUUUUCCCCGACCAAACAAGACCGAAUACCCAGAUAUAGUGCCCAUGGACAAGACGGUCCGCAGCUGCAACGAUACUGACGAAACAUACCGAUGUGCUUGUGUUGAUUGUGGCGGAUCUUGCCUGGAUCUACCUGAGGUUACCGCAAAUAAGGCAUGUUACGUUGGGCUCCUGCCAUGUCUGUCAUUCGCCGUAGUCAUUGUCUACUCCGUCUUCAUCGGUCUUCUUGUCAUUGCCGUUUCUGGCCACGUCUGGUACGCGAAGCACUCGAGGCACAAGGCCGAACGAUUACGGCUGCUCCAAGAUUUAGACCCAAGCGAUGAUGAGGAUGAGGGAGAUAUGGUACAUAACGUCUCGAUGAUGGAUAGGCCGACGAAACAUUACUUCCUCAACACUGCUCUCGACAAGGCCUUCAGCAAACUCGGCUAUGUCUGCGCUCGCUACCCGGCCAUUACUAUCGUCACUAGCUUUCUCGUCGUCGUACUGAUGAGCUUGGGGUGGUUGCGAUUCACUGUGGAAACAGACCCAGUGCGACUCUGGGUUGCGCCGAACUCUGCUGCCGCGCAAGAGAAAGUGUUCUUCGAUGAUAACUUUGGACCAUUCUUCCGCGCCGAGCAAGCCUUCCUCGUCAAUGACACUCAUAAGUCUGGACCGGGGCCAGUGAUGAGUUACGACACUCUGGCAUGGUGGUUUGACGUCGAAAAUCGAGUCCAGCGCUUGCGGUCCUACGAGAAUGGAGACACCUUCCAGGACGUUUGUUUCCGGCCAACUGGGGAUGCUUGCGUAGUGCAGUCCCUUACACAAUAUUUCCAAGGAGACUUCGCGCACAUUAACCCAAAGAAUUGGCAAAAGCAGAUCUCGGAUUGUGCGAAUACCCCAACGGAUUGCCUACCUGAGUUCCAGCAACCUCUGGAUCCCAAAAUGCUCUUUGGAGCCUACAACGAGAGUGUCAUUGAUGCAAAAGCUAUCAUUGUCACCUGGGUCGUCAUUAACCACGCCGAGGGCACUGAGGAAAUACAGCGCGCGGCGGAUUGGGAGGAUAGUCUCAAGAGCUUAAUGCUUGCUGUUCAAGCAGAGGCUAGGGACCGAGGUUUGAGACUCUCUUUCAAUACCGAAGUCAGCCUAGAGCAAGAGUUGAAUAAAUCGACGAAUACGGAUGCGAAGAUCGUGGUCAUCAGCUACAUCAUCAUGUUCAUCUAUGCCUCCUUGGCCCUUGGGUCCACCACGCUGACGGUCAAAUCCGUGUUGGGCAACCCGUCAACCGCCUUGGUCCAGUCCAAAUUCAUGCUCGGUGUUGCUGGUAUCCUCAUCGUUCUCAUGUCCGUAUCAGCCUCCGUGGGUCUAUUUUCCGCAGCCGGCAUCAAGGUCACGUUGAUCAUCGCUGAAGUCAUCCCCUUCCUCGUCCUUGCGGUUGGAGUGGAUAACAUCUUCCUCAUCGUCCACGAAUUCGAACGCGUCAAUAUUAGCCAUCCCGAAGGAACCGUUGCAGAACGAGUUUCGAGAGCUCUAGGCCGGAUGGGACCUAGCAUCUUACUGUCUGCAUUGACCGAGACUGUGGCUUUUGCCAUGGGAGCUGCGGUUACCAUGCCUGCUGUUCGCAAUUUUGCAGCUUACGCCGCAGGAGCUGUGUUCAUCAACGCUCUCUUGCAGAUAACCAUGUUCGUGGCUGUGCUGUCUCUCAAUCAAACCCGCGUGGAAGCAAAUCGUGUGGACUGCUUCCCCUGCGUGCGUGUCAAGCGAUCAGAUUCUAGCUAUCUGGGCUACGCCGGUGGUGAAGAAGGGAGUCUGCAACGAUUCAUCCGGAAGGUUUAUGCACCAGCCCUCUUAGGCAAGAAAGCUAAAGUCGCCAUUCUCACCAUCUUCCUUGGUUUCUUCGCAGCUGGACUUGGCUUAUUCCCAGAGGUCGAACUUGGGUUGGAUCAGCGAAUUGCCAUCCCGACCGACUCUUACCUCAUUCCGUAUUUCAACGAUCUUUACGACUACUUCGAUGCCGGACCUCCUGUCUAUUUUGUUACCAAGGAAUUGAACAUCACUGAACGAGUACACCAACAGGAGCUUUGUGCACGAUUCUCUACUUGCCAAGAGACGUCGUUAGCGAACGUACUUGAGCAAGAGCGAAAACGGCCGGAAGUCUCGUACAUCGCAGCAUCGGCUGCAAAUUGGAUCGACGACUUUUUCUACUGGUUGAAACCGUCGAACGAAGAAUGCUGUGUUGAUGGAUCUAAGCCAUGCUUCGACGGGCGCGAUCCCGCCUGGAACUUCACUCUCUCGGGGAUGCCUGAAGGGGAGGAGUUCAUCUCUUAUCUAACCCGCUGGAUCGAGGCCCCCACAACAGCUGAAUGUCCCCUCGGUGGAGCGGCGCCUUAUAACAACGCGCUCGUCAUCGACGACAAGCGGCUUACGAUUCCCGCAUCUCAUUUCAGGACAUCACACACGCCUCUACACAGCCAGCGCGACUUCAUCGCGGCAUACACUGCCGCCCGCCGCAUCGCCUCUGACAUCUCCAAGAACACAGGGACUGAAGUGUUCCCUUACUCCAAAUUCUAUAUCUUCUUCGACCAAUACACCACCAUCGUCAAGGUCGCCGGCACCCUACUCGGCUCCGGCCUGGCUAUGGUCUUCGUCCUCAACACCGUGCUCCUCGGCUCAAUACAGACGGCUCUCGUUGUCACUGUUACUGUGGCCAUGAUUGUCACCGAUAUCAUCGGCACUAUGGCUCUUGCGGGUGUCUCCCUCAAUGCCGUCUCUUUGGUCAACUUAAUCAUCUGCCUCGGCAUCGGCGUCGAGUUCUGCGCUCAUGUCGCUCGCGCUUUCACCUUCCCGUCCCGCGCUGUCAUGGAGCGCGCGCCACGAAACAAAUUCCGCGCCCGAGACGCAAGGUCCUGGACCGCACUCGUGAAUGUAGGCGCGAGUGUCUUCAGCGGUAUCACAGUCACCAAACUCCUCGGCGUGUGCGUGCUUGCAUUCACACGCAGCAAGAUCUUCGAGAUCUACUACUUCCGCGUCUGGUUGGCGCUAGUAGUGUGGGCAGCUACCCACGCGCUAAUCUUCCUCCCCGUUGCAUUGAGCUUAUUUGGAGGCAAAGGUUACGUAGACCCGGAGUCUGAUGGGGGCUUGGAGCAGGAUUUGCGGAGUCGACAGUACCCGAGUCUGCUCAAUGACGAUGAGUAUGAUUAUGAUUCGGAUGAUUAAGGGGAUCAGAAGAGAGUGGAGAAGGGUGUAGGAUUGUGUAUUAUGAGAU
Messenger RNA from Mytilinidion resinicola, 3559 nucleotides. RefSeq names its product multidrug efflux transporter AcrB transmembrane domain-containing protein. The record is from RefSeq and is a predicted model, not a curated record. The coding region runs from base 229 to 3510 and encodes 1093 amino acids. NCBI's taxonomy places the organism in Eukaryota, Fungi, Ascomycota, Dothideomycetes, Mytilinidiales, Mytilinidiaceae. Gene Ontology annotation, cellular component: membrane. The transcript has 2 exons.